Molecule: messenger RNA, 638 nt
Organism: Ostertagia ostertagi
Lineage: Eukaryota; Metazoa; Nematoda; Chromadorea; Rhabditida; Trichostrongylidae
Source: the annotation of a GenBank genome assembly
AUGGCCAACGUUACAAGUGCCUCUCCCGGUCGUGCACAACAAAUACCACAUAUAAUAUCCACUCCUUCUCCUCGUCCAAGCAUCUUACGUAAAAGAGGAGACACUGGGAGCGCACCAGGAGGGUCCGCAAAGAGACGCCUGCCGUUCAUGAAAGAUGCACCAAUUCCCCCUACUAAUCCAGCGCAGAUGGCCACAAGUUACAGUGCAGGGCCCACACCACAGGCACUGCCACAGACAUUGCUGCCGAACGCUGAGUGCAGUAACGUGAAUACUGAGGAAAGUCCGCGAAAGAGAAUGAGAAAACAACAGUUUGAGACGGACACCAUUCCAGAUCAGAUCAAGAUGGCCAUUGAUGUUAUACAACCAGUUGCUCUCGGUUCUGAAAUGUGGAGGUUAGGCGACCAUUCGAGAUUGAUGGAUUCGUUUGCCUUAAUGGGAAUAGGUGAAAAAAAGAAGCGAGGUAGGCCUCGAGCGAAUUCCCGUCCAGCAACAGUGCAACCAAUCGAGUUGCAUCAAAGUGUGAGCGUUUUCGUGGAUAUCGACAGCCCGAAAGAAGGUCAAGCGAAUUCACUUGCAGGAGAACCGGCUUGUUUUCGUGGUACAGCAGCGAGUGUACCUCCUGUUCAUCUGGAAGGUUC